AUGCGCGCUCGACGCCGCCUCGCGCUCCUUCCCCUCGUUCCCCGCCUCCUCAUCAUCUCGCUCCUCGUCUCGGCCUCCGCCACCGCCCGCACCACCUCGUUCGACGACUCGGAUGCUCUCCUGCACUACUCGCCGACGCCCGCGUGGACCGAGGUCAGCGCGCAGGGGUGGGCUGGUGGAGCUGCGCGCGAGACGAACUCGAGCGGGGCGUUCGUCGACUUUGCAUUUCUCGGCGAGCAGGUCUCGCUCUACGGCGCCGCGUCGGCCGCCUUCGUCGUCGAGCUGGACGGCAUCGUCGCGUCCGCCGCCGUGCACCGCCCAAGUACCCGCCUCGACACGCCGGUAAGGCUGUUCGUCGCGAGCAACCUCGAUCCGGCGACGGCGCACCGAGUCGUGCUCCAGGCGACGGGCGACGGCCUCGUCCGGCUGGACCGUGUGGCCAUCUCCUUCUCGGAAAGGACCGACCAGGUGCCGCAGCUCGUCGCGUCAAGCGCUGCAGCCUCGUCCUCGUCGACCGUGUCCAACUCGGCGCCGCCCUCGACCUCGUCCGCCCCCGCCGCACCGACGUCGACCAAGUCCAUGCUCGAGACGGCGAGCAGCAGUACGUCGCCAGGCGCGAUUGCCGGCGCGGUCAUCGGCACGAUCCUCGUCGUCACCGUCAUCGUCUUCCUAUUCGUCCUGUUCCUGCGUCGCCGUCGAGCCGCACAAGCCGCCGACGAGCACGAGCGCUCGUCCCGCCACGACUUCAACGCCGAGACGGGCCGACGGCAAUCGCGUGCGAGCUCGCUGUUCGCGGCUCUCGGCGGCGGCCGCAGCGGGCGGCCGCGCUCGUCGCCCAUACCGCUGUCGGCGCCAGGGCAGGCGGCGCCGUCGCGGGACGCCUCGGCGCCGCGUGUCGUAGGCGGCGGUGCCGAGUGCUCGCCGCAUCCGUACGGCUUCAACCGCCCUCCCUCGUCCACCGUCCUCGCCGACCCGACCCUUUCCCUCCCGACUCGCGCCCUCGGCGACCCGCCACACGCGCUCGCCUCGCGCACAUGGGCGCAGCGCCUGGCCCGCGCGUCGUCGUGGCGCCGCAAGGCGUCGCGCUUGCCCGAGACGCAGCGCUUCUACGGCGUGUCGCCCUCGGCCGCUCGGGUCGGCGGCGCCGGGCUCCCGCCGGGUCCUCCGCCGGCGAGGCCGCUGCCGAGCGUACCGCCGCGAGAGAUGAGAGAGCGGUGGAGGGAGGGCGAGCCGAGGCUUGUCCAGGGCAGCGGCAGGUGGGAGAGCCCGAGGGCGAGCGACGAGGUCGGGCACGGGCCGCCGCCUGCACCGGUUGUGCGGCAGGUGUUCGGCACCGCCGUCUGCGACGUCGAUGCGCCUGUCGUCGCGUCAUCGGCGACGCACCCGAUCGCGGCGGCGCACUUGCGCAAGCGCAGCGUGCCCCGAGCGUCGUCCUCGAGCGAGCUCCCUCGCCCACCUCACUUUUCCCGCUCUCCUCGUCACCCCGCCACCGCCGCGCCUCUUUCACCGACCUCGUUCCACAACCCGUUCGGCUCGACCUCGACCGCCGCCACCCUGAUGCACCCGUCGACCGUUCCUCCCCCUCACCUCCCGCACCGCCCGCACGCCUCGCUCGACUCGACCUCGGCCAACUCGGCGCACUGGACGUCGUCGAGCGCUCGUGCAUCGGUCGACAUCGCCGGCGCGCGCAUCGCGCACGCCCGCCCCGUCGUCGCCAUGCAGGAGCUACCUCGCGCACGAGCCGCCGACGGCGACCUCGUUGUCGACGAGGACAACGUGCCGCUGUACGACCCGUGCGGCGCCGUGCCGCUCCGCGUCGGGUCGCUGCGCGAGCUGCGCGAAACGAGUCGCGCCGACCCGCUCGGCACGUCGAGCUCGUCGGGCGCGAAAGGCGAGUCGCUCGCUCGGCGGCCCACCCUCACGCUGCGCGAGCGCGACGGCGACGGCGCGCCCGAGCAGGCCGCCGUGGCGGCCGGGUACGAGACGCAGCGUGCGGGACCGGAGCAUGAGCGGGCACGGCACCGGUCGGCGGCGGCGCUCGUCGAGGUCGUCGAGGAGCUGCAGCUCAAGGACGAGGACAGCCCGGCCUUCUUCUCGCGGCGCGAGCGGAUCCCGCGGUACAGCGUCGACCAGGGCGAUCCGCGAGCUGUCGGCAAGUGCUCGCGGUGA
Rhodotorula graminis WP1 is the source of this 2169-nucleotide messenger RNA. RefSeq lists its product as uncharacterized. The coding region runs from base 1 to 2169 and encodes 722 amino acids. Lineage: Eukaryota; Fungi; Basidiomycota; Microbotryomycetes; Sporidiobolales; Sporidiobolaceae. The record is from RefSeq and is a predicted model, not a curated record. The transcript has 3 exons.